Molecule: messenger RNA, 742 nt
Organism: Silurus meridionalis
Lineage: Eukaryota; Metazoa; Chordata; Actinopteri; Siluriformes; Siluridae
Product: little elongation complex subunit 1-like
Exons: 6
Coding region: 31-456 (141 amino acids)
Source: RefSeq, a predicted model, not a curated record
CUGCAGUCUCUCUGUAGGGUUUAUGUAGGCAUGUGUCAACAGAGAGGAGACUCUCACAAAGCACAUGCUCUCGUCUACAGACUCCUUAAAGAAGAUUUUCUUGAAGCCCCCAGAGUGAUUAUGGUCAUGGUGACAGCAUGGGCAAGUUUUUUGUCCCAUGAAAAUUCUUUAUGCCGAGCAAUUCACAUAGUGAGCAACCUGAAAGCAAAGGGAAAGAUAUUUCACUUGCUCACCAAGUAUCUGCACUGGAAUGAGGAGCCUCCAGGAAACAUCUACAAUAUGAUCACCAUCACCCUGAAGUCUUUUCUGGAAGACAGCAGUCUGAGGUUCGUGAAGAACAGCUGGUAUGGUUAUGAUCUCUGCCCUGCUACCUGGAACUACAUCUUCAGCCUGAAUCUUCUGAGUGCACAACUGGGCUGGACUUGGACCAUUACCAAUAUUAUAUGGAAGUGGUAGCUCAGUGGUGAAGGUCGGGGGUUCAAGCCCCAGGAUCACCAAGUUCCAGUCAUGGCUGACCCAGUGCUCUGCCCCAGGCUUUCUAUCAUCACUGGGGAAGGAUCUUUGGCUGAUCCUGAACACUUGGCUGAUGCAAGCAAGAACAGAGCAAACACCGUUCCGAGACGUCUGUGUAGCAGCAGUUUUCAGGCUUCUUGGGCGACUUGGUCAACUAGGACUUAAGGAGAACCUGCUAAUGUCAUAUGAAAACCUGGCAAAAAGCAUAAAUCAGUUUUGAAUGCAAAAC